AUGUGUUGGCCCACUACACCAGCCAAUCAGACUAUCCAACUACCCUGUCCGGCCUACGUGGGUGGUGUGUCCGUGAGUGGCACCACUAGAAGAUCCUGUCGAUUUUUCCGGUCAAGAAAGGUCACUAACUCAUCGGGACCCGGUGGUCAUUGGUUGUUUGACGUGGCCGAUUACGACGAAUGUGUUGAGGCGGAUCGCGGUUUGGUAAGUGCCCGAAAUGUCUAA
Molecule: messenger RNA, 225 nt
Organism: Echinostoma caproni
Lineage: Eukaryota; Metazoa; Platyhelminthes; Trematoda; Plagiorchiida; Echinostomatidae
Source: the annotation of a GenBank genome assembly